AUGCGGCUGGCGUUGGAUUCGUACGAUGACCUGAAGACGGCACCUCCUCUGUAUGAUCACCCGGACCCUGCUACAAUCCAAGUCUUACUGUAUGUAACCAGUAUUGACGCUGUCAAUGAAGCCAGUAUGGACUUCACAGUGGGAAUCUUGCUCCAUCUACGCUGGGUGGACAAAAGAAUCUACCACGACAAGGCAAAACUCUACUUUGAAAACAAUAGAGUCGAGUCGCUCGACUUCGACUCAGAGAAUAUCAAAAAGAAGAAAGGAUCCUUUCAUGACAUAAUGACACACAACCAGAUGAUGCGCUUGUACAAGGAGGGGACAAUACUCUAUAUAUCAAGACUAUCGAUGACACUAAGCUGCCCCAUGGAUUUGAUGAACUACCCUUUCGACAAGCAGACGUGUUAUCUUCUCAUCAUGAGCUUUGGGUACUCGGACGCCGACCUAAUUCUGGAGUGGAUGAACACCACAGAGCCCUUCAGUGACGUCUUGGACGGACAACCAAUCGUCGUAGAUGAGAGCAUUGUCCUGCCUCAGUUUGAGGUGAAAGAUGUCAAGGCCAACACCUGUAACAAACGCUACCACCAGAAAUACGGAAACCACAGCUGCCUGCAGGCGGAGUUCCACAUGUCCAGGAAUAUCUGGUUCUACAUGGUGCAGAUGUACGUGCCCAGCAUCCUCAUCGUGAUGCUGUCCUGGAUCUCUUUCUGGCUGACCGUCAACUCCGUGCCCGGGCGUAUCUCCCUGGGACUCCUCACCGUACUCACCAUGACAACACAAAGCUCAAGUGUGAACGCCGCACUUCCCCGGGUGUCCUACACUAAAGCUAUCGAUGUCUGGAUGUCCACGUGUCUAGUGUUCGUGUUUGCCGCUCUGUUGGAGUUUGCCAUCGUCAACGUACUUAGCCGCAAGGACUCCAUCCGGGGCUUCUCUUUUAGGCACAUAUUUUCGGUCUCCAAAGAUUACGAGGGCGGAGACACUCCGGCAACAGAGAUGACUCUACCCCUGGACGGCUACCCGGAGGAAGUCCAGAAAAAGCGGAGGUUCGCCAAGAAAGGCAUUGUCUACGCCACAUACCUGGACAUCGUUUCUCGCAUCUUCUUUCCGGUCUGCUUUGGCAUUUUUAUGCUCACCUAUUGGCUCUAUUACGUCUAUAGAGAUUGA
Messenger RNA from Candidula unifasciata, 1164 nucleotides. NCBI's taxonomy places the organism in Eukaryota, Metazoa, Mollusca, Gastropoda, Stylommatophora, Geomitridae. The record is from the annotation of a GenBank genome assembly.